UUAGUUGAUUCAUCAAUUUGUGUAUCAGUUGUUUAGAUUUGUGUAAAAUUCUGGACAUGGCUGCUAGGAAAAAAGAUGAACCUGGUAAACAACGAUGCCAAGCUAAUGCUAGAGAGCGUGAUCGUACUCAUAGGUGCGCUACUCAAGAAUCGCAAUCUUCACUGUGCAGCGUAAACACAGCGUUCACUGCGCUUAGGACACUGAUUCCAACCGAACCAGCCGACAGAAAAUUAUCUAAAAUUGAAACAUUGCGCUUGGCGAGCAGCUACAUCAGCCAUUUGGGGGCUGUUCUCAUCGUCGGUGCUGCUGAUCAGCCUUGUCUACGAUUAGAGGAGAAUCACUUGCGAUCAACAGCUACUAACUCAUGGAAUAAUGAACCGAACAACAGACCUCAAGUCUGUACAUUUUGUUUGGCUAAACAUAAGAAAUACAAUUUGAACGUCGCCUCUCAAACAAUAUCGGACUACCAAAAUCAAGACGGUUCUCAAUACAUUAUACUUUCUGCAGGAUCUUCGUCGUAUUUUGAUUUAGACCCGAUAUACUAAAACUAAAAUUAAGUUCAUAAUUGUAUAUUAAUUGUAAAUAUGAAAGCGAUGUAGAGUGAAAUAAAAAUUGCUGUAAUUUUGA
Messenger RNA from Athalia rosae (coleseed sawfly), 627 nucleotides. Its product is annotated as basic helix-loop-helix transcription factor scleraxis. Bases 57 to 545 code for a protein of 162 amino acids. Gene Ontology annotation, biological process: regulation of transcription by RNA polymerase II; developmental process. The transcript is spliced from 3 exons. The record is from RefSeq and is a predicted model, not a curated record. Gene Ontology annotation, molecular function: DNA-binding transcription factor activity, RNA polymerase II-specific; RNA polymerase II transcription regulatory region sequence-specific DNA binding; protein dimerization activity. NCBI's taxonomy places the organism in Eukaryota, Metazoa, Arthropoda, Insecta, Hymenoptera, Athaliidae.